Pezoporus flaviventris is the source of this 916-nucleotide messenger RNA. RefSeq names its product sulfiredoxin 1 (gene SRXN1). Gene Ontology annotation, cellular component: cytoplasm. The transcript has 3 exons. The record is from RefSeq and is a predicted model, not a curated record. Bases 1 to 774 code for a protein of 257 amino acids. Gene Ontology annotation, biological process: cellular response to oxidative stress. NCBI's taxonomy places the organism in Eukaryota, Metazoa, Chordata, Aves, Psittaciformes, Psittacidae. Gene Ontology annotation, molecular function: sulfiredoxin activity.
AUGGGGCAGUGGGAGCAGCUCCAGGGCAGGCAGGAGCUCCUGGCCCCCACUCGCUGCCUUCCCUCCCCACGGAUGGGUGCCAAAGGGAAAAGGCAGGAGCAGAGACCCUCAGGCAGCCCCCAAGGAGCAGCAGAGACCCUCAGCACAUGGAGCAGCCCCGGAGAGGGGCUCAUCCCUACCCGCAGCCUCGCCGGGGCGGAGAGCAACGGGCACCGGGCCAGGCCGCGCUGGCACCGGGCCCGCAGCCGGUCCUGCCCCUUCACUGUGACUCUGCAAAACCUCGGGGCGGGCGCGGUGGCGAUGACGGUGGUGAUGGCCGGGCCGGGAGGAAGUAAAGGGGCCCGGCUGGGCGCUGCCCUGCUCCGGGUGGAGAAGUGCGCUCGGCCGGGCCCGCAGCAGGAAGGACGAAGCCAGCUCCGGGCAGCAGCAGCCAUGGCAGAGCCCGGGGACCAGAGCAUCCACACGCAGCACAUCUCGGCCGUGCACAACGUGCCCAUGCGCGUCCUCAUCCGGCCCAUCCCUGCGCAGCUGGAGCCGGACAAGGUGCGGAGCAUGAUGGAGACCUUGCAGGAGGACCCCGAGCGGGUGCCCCCCAUCGACGUGCUCUGGAUCAAGGGCACCCAGGGCGGGGAUUACUUCUACUCCUUCGGGGGCUGCCACCGCUUCGCCGCCCACCAGGCGCUCAACCGGGAGACCAUCCCCGCCAAGAUCAUCCCGUCCACGCUCAGCGACCUCCGCACGUACCUGGGCUCUUCCACGCCGCUCCUGCGCUAGCCCGGGGCACCGGAGCGGCGGAGGAGCGCGGCGGCGACAGCAGGUGGCGCUGUUGUGACGCGCGGGGCCGGUAUUGGCCUCCGGGACCGGGAAGGGAUGGACCGGGAUAGACGGGAUGGGAUGGGAUGGACAGGGACAAGAU